Molecule: messenger RNA, 1528 nt
Organism: Cyphomyrmex costatus
Lineage: Eukaryota; Metazoa; Arthropoda; Insecta; Hymenoptera; Formicidae
Exons: 2
Coding region: 877-1524 (215 amino acids)
Source: RefSeq, a predicted model, not a curated record
UUAACCUUAUUGGAUAAAUGCGUUCACAUUAAUCUGAUAUAUAUGUUAUAAUUUUUCUCUCAACCUUUCUUUUUCUGUUAUCGUUUUGAAAACUUCAUUAUUCGAUCGAUCAAAUCUCACAUUGUGCAACAUCAACAAAACGUGACGUUAGCCAAGUGUGCGUUAUUCGAUUUGCCUAACCGCGAAAUGUCAAUUGCUUACUCUUAUUGUUUUCUACUAACGGAACGAUAGGACAAGAUGAUACGGAGUACUCUUGAAAAAACGAGGAAUGAAUAAUACCAAUGCAACCAUUCACGAUAUUUUAUCAGGUGAGUCGAAUGAAGGAUAUCCAGAGCGAUGACAUUCGUAUCCGGCACGAUGUAUUUUAGGACGCCAGGCGAUCUCCUUGUCCAUACACGUCAUCGGUGGCAUUAUAAUCGCUAUUAUAAUUUGCACUUGCUGCUGCACCUUAUUCGUGAGGAACAAGUGUGCGAGGAUCAUUGAUAAGCUGACAGGCAGACAGAAAAAGGAGUCAGUAUAUUAAAAAAAACUAUUAUCUGUAAUGCGAUUCUCAGCACGAUUCCGAGGUUAAAUAUACGAGAAACGAUUGAUCAGUGUGUAAAAAUAUAUUCAGAAAGUAUUUCCCUUCCGACAUCGAGGAAGGACGAAAGAAAUUACGGAAAAAAAAGAAGAGACCCGUGUCGCCGGACUUGAUACAGACGACGGAAGUCACCGCGCCGAUUAUCCCAAAGGAACCGGUGAGGGCGGAGAGAUUGGAGACCGCAUCACCGACUCCCUGCUACAAAUGUUACAGAAAAAAGAAAAAGGGACGAAAAACGAGGCAGAUACGAUGAGAUCGCGAAGAAGAUUAAUCGAUAAGUAAACCAGGCAACGAAAAUGAGACAUCUUCUCGAAUUAAAAGGAAAUAAAAACACAUGCUACAACAGAAUGAUCUUUUGUUUUUAUUUGUGCGAUUCUUUCUCUUUUUCUAAUGUCUCGUUUGAUAGAAAAAUGCGGAUGAUCAGUGUUUGUGUUGUAAUCGUCGCGUUAAUUUUUGUCUUAAGAAUCCACGGUACGAUAGACGUGAAUCUGAGCGAAUUGGAGUAUCUCGCAGCUCGAUUAAACCCGGUCGAAUGUAGGCGAUUGAUCGCCGCGCUUCAUUAUACGACUUACGACUUGCCGAGCAGCUUGGCUGCAGCAGAGCGUAAGGUGGACGAGGAGAUCCCGUGUCUGCGUCAACUGCUUCAUUGGAAUAGUUCUCCUGAGGAGGGUCGGGGAAAGACGCACGCGGCGAUUGUACAUCGACUUCGGCAGCUAAAUCGCAACGAUCUCGCCGAUUGGCUUGGCAAAACCACCUUCAAACAACUGGGAAAGGAUCUGGACAAUGCUAUUACGCUGUCCUUCGACGAACUCGCCGAGGAAGAAAUGGAAACCAGCACGUCGGCAUUCCACAUUACUAAUUAUACUCAGGGCUGCGCAAAACAUGAUCGAAAUAUCCUUUACAAAAUGCAUAGCCAUAAAAUAUAUUUUAAUUGUAAAAUAUAAAGUG